CAACCUCAGUUCGUGUUGGACAACCGUCCGGGUUGGUGGUUUAAAAAGUGUUUUCCUUUUUUUCGGUAGUAAAAGUGUGCUGUCUAGUGCAGAUUUAGUGCUUGUUUGAGAAAUUUUGGAACCCCCAAAAAUGGGCUCCGGUCACAGUUGGGUACUGUUGGCCACUUUGCUUGUGGGCUUGUGCGUGGCCGAUGAUGUUUCCCCGGAUAACAGACCAACUGGAACGGAUACGUGGGCUGAUAAGCUGAAAAAGGAUCUUUUCGUCAAUUACGAUCCCAAUCUUCGGCCAACGCAGCACUACAAUGUGACCAACGUCGAGGUUAAUGUCACCGUCACCCACGUUGACAUUGACGAAGCGAAAUCCAUCUUCACCUUCAGCGGUUGGAUUAAAAUGCAAUGGAACGACGACAAGCUCAAGUGGAAUCCGGACGACUACGCCAAGCUGGACGUCAUCCGGACCAACCCGGACAGCGUUUGGAAACCGGACAUGGUCCUGUACAACAACGCUCGUACUUCGAAUAUCGAACACUAUGGUAUGACGAACGUGCUGAUAUACAACACCGGACAGAUUCUGUGGGUACCGCCCAUGGACUAUCACGCGAAUUGCAAGUUGAACCUCCGGAUGUGGCCAUUUGACCAGCAAACCUGCUUCGUCAAGAUCGGAUCGUGGACCUUCGAUGGGUACAAACUGAACCUGACCCAAGUAGGAGAACCAGAGCUCAACAUCAUCGUAGACAACAACGAGUGGGCCAUCCAAAAAGUCGAUACGGAAACCCACACCAAGUACUACGCGUGCUGUCCUGAACCCUACAUGGACAUCCAGUACAACGUGACCAUGCAACGCCAGUCCGCUACCCACAAGGCGAUCGUCGUCAGUCCGGCCUUCGUGAUUAUGCUGCUGGCUCUGUCGGUGUUCUGGCUACCCCCGAACUGCGGCGAAAAGAUCAUCCUCAACGGCAUUAUCACACUGAUCGUAACCGUCUUCCUGAUCUACUUCGCCAUGCAACUACCCGCCAUGUCCGGAAAUACCCCACUAAUCGUGACCUUCUUCAGCACCACCCUGUACCUGGUGGCGUUCGGGACGAUCCUGUCGGUGAUCGUGCUCAGAAUGUGCCGCGUCAGACAUACCGGGGCCGUUCCGGAGGGCAUCAAAAGCCUUGUGGACGGAUGUCUGGGGGAAGUCGACGAUAUCAAGGAUGCCGCUGGGGACGAGAUCUCCAAGCAACGGGACUGGUGUCGGUUGGCUGGGCUCGUCGAUAAGCUGGCCUUUGUGGUUUAUCUCGUGAUUUACGUCAUUUCCAUCAUCUACUACAGCCUGUAGACAUUUUUUGCGUGGGUGGCCAAAUAACACGAUCUUUUAAAGAAAUUUUAGGCAGCGAAUGUUAAUUUUAAGUGUUAUAUGUUAGUUGAUACUAUACCGUCACAUUACGCUAUAAUAAAACUUUUACCUCGCUCGAUUUUAUAAGAUAGA
This is a messenger RNA of Culex pipiens pallens (northern house mosquito), 1471 nucleotides long. Its product is annotated as acetylcholine receptor subunit alpha-like 1. The coding region runs from base 131 to 1321 and encodes 396 amino acids. The record is from RefSeq and is a predicted model, not a curated record. Gene Ontology annotation, molecular function: extracellular ligand-gated monoatomic ion channel activity; neurotransmitter receptor activity; transmembrane signaling receptor activity. Gene Ontology annotation, biological process: chemical synaptic transmission; regulation of membrane potential; monoatomic ion transmembrane transport. Lineage: Eukaryota; Metazoa; Arthropoda; Insecta; Diptera; Culicidae. The transcript has 6 exons. Gene Ontology annotation, cellular component: synapse; membrane; neuron projection.